AUGGAAAGCUCCAUGAACACAAUUCUUGAUGCUUCAUCUAGCAGCUGCGAACUGUAUGAGGUUGACUUAAGAACAAUGGCUUAUAAGUCAAAUAAAAUCAAAAUUCCAAAGGAUAGAAGAAAAUUUAUAUAUAAAACUCUCUGCCAAAUUUCUGAUGAACAACUAUUAUGUUUUCGUUAUGAUAGCCAAGUGAAUAUAGGAAGAAUUUUUUAUAUUGAUAAUAAUGGAAAGAUAGCCCAUGGGUCUUGGGUUAAUUUACCUAAUAAUAUAUCAAUACGCCUUCGAGCUUAUAAAAAUUAUUGCAAAAACAUAAAAGGAAUAAAAUACCAAAACAAUGUUUAUAUUAUAUUCGAUUAUUUUUAUAUUUUAAGGUACAAUUUAUUGAAAAAUAUUUGCUUGAGCGGAAUUUGCAUGGAAUUAUAUAAAUGCUAUUCAUGUGCAAUAAUUGAAGACAAAAUUUUAAUAUCCAAUGUAGGUAGCAAAACUUUUAUAUAUGAUUGCAGCAUCAAUUCUAUUUCAUUUAUUUCUGAAAAGGUUCUAUGAUAUGAAAAUUUUGUAGGAGCAAUUGAUAGAAGUUUCUUUAUGAUAACUUAUUCUGGUGUUAUUAUGAUAUCAGAAGAAUUAAAUCCAUACAAAUGAAAUAUCAUUGGUAAAACCACCUUAAAUCCAAAUCAUUAUUUCCCAUCAUCCAGCUUUAACUAUGGUAAUUUUGCAUUUAUUUUAUGCAAAAACAAUUUAUAUAAAUUUGAUUUGAAAAACGUUGAAUUUAAAAAAUUUAAUUUUCCUAUUAAUGGAAAAGGAACAGUUUCUGUGCAAAAUAUAUUAUCUUUAAAAUUUAUGUCUUUCACAAAUGAGAAUAACCUACAUAGUUGGGUUCAUGCCUUUAGACCAAUUAAACAUUAUUUUAAAGACUCUGAAAAAAACUAUAUUGAGUCAAUUCUUUGUAUGAUUUUCCAGAUUGAGGGCUUUCCCCCUAAAUUUGCUUUUGAGUAUCCUGCAUUAGAGGAAAGAAGAGUCAUAAUAAUUAAUAAUGAUUAUUGAUUUGAUAUGAGAAGCUAUUUAAAGAACGAUCCUAAAUUAUUUAAUUACCAAAAAGAGUACAGCGAUUCUAUGAAAUAUAUAUUUGAUUUCUGCAUUUUUAGUCUUAAAAAUUGAUCAAAGCAAGGGGUAAUUAUACCAGACAUUAGUUUUAUGAAAAGAAAUCAUGUGACAUAUGAAGAAAUAAUUGAAACUUUCAAAAAUGGAAAAAAAGGGUUGAUAUGAGUUCUUAUUGGAAAAUUAUCAAUGCCUUAUCUUAAAUUUAUUAAUCAGAAUGAGGAUAAAGCUAUUGUAAGUUAUUCUCCUUUUGAUCACCCUUUUCGCCAAGUCAAUGAAUACUUAAGGGAAACUGGAGAAAACGAAAUUGACUGGAAGAUAUGGUAG
Blepharisma stoltei is the source of this 1422-nucleotide messenger RNA. The record is from the annotation of a GenBank genome assembly. NCBI's taxonomy places the organism in Eukaryota, Ciliophora, Heterotrichea, Heterotrichida, Blepharismidae.